This is a messenger RNA of Colletotrichum higginsianum IMI 349063, 1044 nucleotides long. RefSeq lists its product as uncharacterized. The coding region runs from base 1 to 1044 and encodes 347 amino acids. Lineage: Eukaryota; Fungi; Ascomycota; Sordariomycetes; Glomerellales; Glomerellaceae. The transcript has a single exon. The record is from RefSeq and is a predicted model, not a curated record.
AUGGAUAUCCUGCCAAGCUGCUUCCAGAAAGAUUUCCUGGCGUUUUCCGAAAAGUUUGUGUUUGAGAACACCAGCCUUUCCGUCACCAAUACUACUGUGUCAUCCCCGACCGGCCACUCGACGAGGAGCCAUGCCAGCCAGAAGCAACAACAAAGGAGUGUCCUUGGCACGCGCCCCAGACUCCCUAGCGAAGUCUCGAACCUUAGCAACUUGACGACGCUGCCGCUUAACGAGAAAGACAUCAACCCACAUGCUCUGGCGCGCAAGAUGGCGCAGCUGCAGGGGCCGUACAACAAGUAUCUGCAACAGCAGCUGCAGCUGCAGCAGCAUCAUCAUCAUCCAGAAACUUUGCAGAAUCCGGAAGCCUACUCCAACAAUCCUUUUAGGCAGUCUGGAAUGCCUCGGCAGCAUCAUCCCCAUCAGCCCCAGCAACAGGGUCAACAGGACUCGACCGUGAAGCAAGACGAGUACCAUGCCGCCGCCGACGACGACAACAACAACAACAAAGACAACGAAUACGACGACAAUCCAAACGAAAUCUACGGCCCCCCCCGUCCGACCGUUGCGGAAAGCAGAAGCGCUCUUCAAGAGGCCAUCGCCGACGGCAACUCGCAGCUCCAAUACCUGAGACGUACCUUCUUCGAGCAGCAGCUCAUAACGAACACACUGGCCGAGCAGUGCCAGGGCCUGGCCGAGAAGAUCCAAGUAAACAUGUUCAAGCUCUACCAGCUCGGCGGCCCGGAGCAGAUACAGGAACACCAGCGGCAGGACGUUGUUGACGGGACGGCCCAUCACAGCGGCGGAGGAGACAGAGUCGCAUUGAACAUGCAAGCCCAGCGGAUUUAUCAGGAUAUUGUUGGAGGCUAUGCUCCGCAGCAGCAGCAUCAGCAGCAUCAGGAUCAGGACCAGCAGGUGCAGGUGCAGCAGCAUCAGCAGCACAGUGGCGGCCUCUCGACUGCCUUGUCAGAGAAACAGGGACGGAAGAAGGGCAAACAGAGGGGCCGAGGCGGAGGAGGCAGUCUGCAGGCAAUGUGGCAGGAAUAG